ACAACCCUGCAUUCUCUUGCAGAGCCUACGCUCGCUUUGGACCGUAACCUGCUUCCGAGAAUAGCUCCUCUGCUGCAAAACAGGCCUCCGCCGGCUUUUCAGAGCCCCAGGUUCGAGUGAAAGCCAAGGCCGGCCCAAAGGGAAGGGAAGGCAGGGAGGAAUCCGAGGCCGGAGGGGGUCCUUUUCCACUUUGAGGAAGGCCAGGGCCGGCAGCUGUGUUUGCCUUUGCGCAGUUUCGAAGAGCCAAGAGCCAAGAGCCAAGCGAUUGCGAAUCUCAGGAGGUUGUAAAGAGGGGGGGAAAUAGCAAACAAACCAAGGCUUGCAGAGUUUGCUGGGAAAGACAAAGUCACCUCUCCAGGAAGCAGCAGAGCGACCGAAAGAGUCGCUUGUGCAAAUGGCCGCUGGUCGCCAGUGGCCCUGGAGAAAAGCCGCAAGACAGACAGAAAGAGAGGAACUGUCCGAACUUGUCGGACGGCGGCUGGGCGAUCAGGGGAAGUUCGCCUAUGCGGCUCUCGCAUCCGUCUCCUUGGCCGCCUUGUUUCCUGCGCAAGAGGAAAGCUCUUAUAGGACAGGAGUGGUCCAAAGCCUGGUGCGAUGGCUGGACCUCUCAGACGCCGUUUUGCCCGCCAUGUUGGCGUUUGCGGGCGGUUUGGGGUCCGAAGGGACGGAGACCUUUGCCCAGAUCCUUUUGAAGGAGCCCCUCGUGAGGGAAAACCCCAGCGUCGUCACGCAGGACCUCGUCUCCUUUUCGCUCAAGGAUGGUUACUACGACGCGCGCGCCCGGGUCCUCCUUUCGCACGUCACCUGGCUCCUGAGGGUCCCUUUGGUGGCACUGGAGUCCUCCGAGGAAAGUCUCCUUGAAUGCCUGGAUGAAGAAAAGGAGGAGGAAUCAGAAACGGCGGAGGCGUCAAGGAAGAAAAAAGAGAAGAGGAAGAGGUUGAAGAGGUACCUCCUGAUAGGUUUGGCGACGGUCGGCGGCGGGACGGUGAUCGGUCUGACCGGAGGGCUGGCCGCUCCUCUAGUAGCCGCUGGGGCUGCCACAGUUAUUGGCAGCGCAGGGGCCGCCGCCUUGGGUUCGACAGCCGGGAUCGCCGUCAUGGCAUCGCUCUUUGGGGCCGCAGGAGCCGGACUCACCGGGUACAAGAUGAAGAAGCGAGUGGGAGCCAUUGAAGAGUUUGAGUUCCUGCCUUUGACGGAAGGGAAGCAGCUCCACAUCACCAUCGCCAUCACCGGCUGGCUUUCGACCGGCAAAUAUGGGAGUUUCACAGCCCCUUGGAGCAGCUUGCUCCAGUCCAAAGAGCAAUAUUGUCUAGCCUGGGAGUCCAAGUAUCUGAUGGAGCUGGGCAAUGCCCUCGACUCGUUGCUGAACGGACUGGUGAACAUGGUGGCACAGGAAGCUUUGAAAUAUACGGUCUUGGCAGGUAUCGUCACGGCCCUGACCUGGCCGGCUUCGCUCCUCACGGCCGCCAGCGUCAUCGAUAACCCUUGGGGCGUCUGCCUCCACCGUUCGGCUGAAGUCGGGAAACAGCUGGCUCAGAUACUCCUUGGACGGCACCAGGGCAGGCGUCCAGUGACUUUGAUCGGCUUCAGUCUUGGGGCCAGGGUCAUCUACUUCUGCCUCCAGGAGAUGGCCAAGGAGGAAGAUUGCAGAGGGAUCAUCGAAGACGUGGUUUUGCUGGGAGCGCCGGUCGAAGGGGAAGCCAAGCAUUGGAAACCUUUGGCCAAAGUCGUCUCCGGAAGGAUUAUCAACGGCUUCUGCAGGGGAGAUUGGCUGCUGAGCUUUGUCUACCGGACGUCCUCCGUCCAGCUCAACGUGGCCGGACUCCAGCCGGUCGAUCUGGAUGACCGGAGGAUGGUCAACGUGGAUCUCUCCUCCGUGGUGAGCGGCCACCUGGACUACAUGAAGCAGAUGGACACCAUCCUGAAGGCCGUGGGCAUCAAGACCAAGGAGUGCCGCCUGGAAGAAAGGGGGAACCUCGCCAACUUCCCCGCGACACAAGACGCGGCAACGUCGCGUGAUGAGACGCAGGAGGAGCAAAGCGUUCUGGGUGCGGAAAAGGCGGAUGGUGACCGUGCCAAAGUUGGCAUCAAUGGGACCGAUGAGGGUGAUGACCGCUGGUCCUGGGAACCAGUUUCUAAGGAUGGAUUGUGCCCAGAAGAUGCCAAAGAGAGCGAUACCCUUCAUGCCAAGAGGGACCACAGCCCUACAGACCGAAAGGGACCCCCUUCCAUCGAUGUUUCACAUUCCCUCGAACUUUCUGAAAUGAAUGGCCCGGGUAUCUCUUCCACAGACACCCCAUCGCCAGCUCUUAGAUAGCACCGGAAGGGACUCGGCACAAUGGUUAUUGUAGUCUUUGCACUGAGUCUUCCACAUAUUCCUUGCUAGGGGACUAAGGACACCUUUGUG
Molecule: messenger RNA, 2407 nt
Organism: Sceloporus undulatus (fence lizard)
Lineage: Eukaryota; Metazoa; Chordata; Lepidosauria; Squamata; Phrynosomatidae
Gene: TMCO4
Product: transmembrane and coiled-coil domains 4
Exons: 15
Coding region: 395-2317 (640 amino acids)
Source: RefSeq, a predicted model, not a curated record